Messenger RNA from Brassica napus (rape), 795 nucleotides. RefSeq names its product thioredoxin H-type. Bases 198 to 569 code for a protein of 123 amino acids. NCBI's taxonomy places the organism in Eukaryota, Viridiplantae, Streptophyta, Magnoliopsida, Brassicales, Brassicaceae. The transcript is spliced from 3 exons. The record is from RefSeq and is a predicted model, not a curated record.
CAGUUUUGUCAUAGUAAAUAAUAAUAUUAUUCCAUUUUUAAAAAUAAUACUACUAUUUUCUCAAAAAGAAAGGCAUAAAAUGUGGUAAGAUUCUCUCCGUAACCGUCCUCUAUUUUCUAUAAGAACCGACCCACCCCCAAAGACAACAAAGCAAUUAUUCAAUUAAAAGUAUCAAAAUCAAAGAGAGAGAGAAAACAAUGGCCGCAACAGCAGAAUUGAUCCCAGCAGGAGAAGUGAUCGCUUGCCACACCGUUGAGGACUGGAACAACAAGCUCAAGGCAGCCAAAGAAUCCAACAAACUGAUUGUGAUAGACUUCACAGCAGUGUGGUGCCCACCUUGCCGUUUCAUUGCACCCAUCUUUGUCGAGCUCGCUAAGAAGCACCUUGAUGUUGUCUUCUUCAAGGUCGACGUCGAUGAAUUGGCCACUGUUGCUAAGGAGUUCGAUGUUCAGGCCAUGCCGACCUUUGUCUACAUGAAAGGCGAAGAGAAGCUCGACAAGGUUGUUGGUGCUGCGAAGGAGGAAAUCGAAGCCAAGCUUUUGAAGCACUCUCAAGUUGCUGCCGCUUGAUUACCCUUCUUCUUUCUUCUAUUUGCUAAUGUGUUUGGUGUUUUAAUAAAAUCCUUGUUGACAACUUUCGCUUGAGUCAUCUUCCUUGUGUGGUGGUGCCUACAAGCCUUUGGUGUGAAUAAAUGGUUGCAAACUUUAUUACUCGCAGCUAUGCUCUCAUUUUCAUGUUAGUUGUUUUUUAACUAUUGAGAUUAUUGUGUUAUGUCAAAUUUCGGUAUUAUGUUUA